Castor canadensis (American beaver) is the source of this 2104-nucleotide messenger RNA. The record is from RefSeq and is a predicted model, not a curated record. NCBI's taxonomy places the organism in Eukaryota, Metazoa, Chordata, Mammalia, Rodentia, Castoridae.
ACUUGGUCCCAGCUGGACGCCUUGGCCCCCAGGUGCCGCAGCGGAACAAAUUUGGCGGACUGGGCUCCAGGGACUCGGAGGGGCCGACAGGGAGUGGCGUAGGCUCGAGCCCAGACCCCUGGGCCUCCUAGAGUGCUUGUAGGAGGAAGACAGCCAGAUCACCCCAGACUCUCGGGUGUCUGAGCCGGGCAAAGUUAGGGGGCUGGACUCCUGGGGCCCCACUGGUCAGCGACUCAGGAGGCGUUCCUAGAUCCUACUGAUGCACGGGUGACACGCGCAGGAAUUUCAGAAAUUUUGAGUGGAGUCAUUCGGAGCGUCAAAAAGGAUGGGGAAUGGAAGGUGCUCAUUAUGGACCACCCAAGCAUGCGCAUCCUCUCAUCCUGCUGUAAAAUGUCAGACAUCUUGGCUGAGGGCAUCACCAUUGUUGAAGACAUCAACAAACGGCGAGAACCCAUUCCUAGUCUGGAGGCCAUUUAUUUGCUGAGCCCCACGGAGAAGUCUGUUCAGGCCCUGAUUUCAGACUUCCGGGGGACUCCGACCUUCACCUACAAAGCAGCACACAUCUUCUUCACUGACACCUGCCCUGAGCCCUUGUUCAGUGAGCUGGGUCGUUCUCGCCUGGCAAAGGUGGUGAAGACGCUGAAAGAGAUCCACCUUGCCUUCCUGCCCUGCGAAGCUCAGGUGUUCUCUCUGGAUGCCCCUCACAGCACCUACAAUCUCUACUGCCCCUUCCGGGCAGGGGAGCGGGCACGACAGCUUGAGGCACUGGCUCAGCAAAUAGCCACACUGUGCACCACGCUGCAGGAGUACCCAGCCAUCCGUUACCGCAAGGGUCCAGAAGACACAGCCCAGCUGGCCCAUGCUGUUCUGGCCAAGCUGAAUGCCUUCAAGGCAGAUACUCCCAAUCUGGGCGAGGGCCCUGAGAAAACCCGCUCACAGUUGCUGAUCAUGGACCGAGCAGCAGACCCUGUGUCCCCUCUGCUGCAUGAGCUCACAUUCCAGGCCAUGGCCUAUGACCUGCUGGACAUCGAACAGGACACCUACAGGUAUGAGACCACUGGACUGAGCGAGGCUCGGGAGAAGGCUGUGCUACUGGACGAGGACGACGACCUAUGGGUAGAGCUUCGGCACAUGCACAUUGCGGAUGUGUCCAAGAAGGUCACGGAGCUUCUGAAGACGUUUUGUGAGAGCAAGCGGCUGACCACGGACAAGGCCAACAUCAAAGACCUGUCCCACAUUCUGAAAAAGAUGCCGCAGUAUCAGAAGGAGCUGAACAAGUAUUCUACACACCUGCAUUUAGCUGAUGACUGCAUGAAGCGCUUCAAAGGCUCAGUGGAGAAGCUGUGUGGUGUGGAGCAGGACUUGGCCAUGGGCCUGGACGCAGAGGGUGAAAAGAUCAAGGAUGCCAUGAAGCUGAUUGUCCCGGUGCUGCUGGAUGCAGCGGUGCCACCCUACGAUAAGAUCCGGGUCCUGCUGCUCUACAUCCUUCUACGGAACGGUGUGAGUGAGGAGAAUCUGGCCAAACUGAUCCAGCAUGCCAAUGUGCAGGCCUACAGCAGCCUCAUCAGGAACUUAGAGCAGCUGGGGGGCACCGUCACCAAUGCCGGGGGCUUGGGGACCUCAAGCCGGCUAGAGCGGAGAGAACGCAUGGAGCCCACCUAUCAGCUGUCUCGCUGGUCCCCGGUCAUUAAGGACGUGAUGGAGGAUGCAGUGGAGGACCGGCUGGACCGCAAACUGUGGCCCUUUGUGUCUGACCCUGCCCCCACAUCCAGCUCCCAGGCCGCUGUCAGUGCCCGUUUUGGCCACUGGCACAAGAACAAGGCGGGUGUCGAGGCUCGGGCGGGACCCAGGCUCAUUGUGUACAUUGUGGGUGGCGUGGCCAUGUCAGAGAUGAGGGCUGCCUAUGAGGUGACCAGGGCCACCGAGGGCAAGUGGGAGGUGCUCAUUGCCUUCCCUUCCUGUCCAGGCUCCUCGCACAUCCUCACGCCUACCCGGUUCCUGGAUGACCUCAAGACCCUGGACCAGAAACUGGAGGACAUUGCCCUUCCCUGACUGUCCUCUGCCUCUGCGCCUCCCUUCCAGGGAAAUAAACUCUCCCUUCUCU